UUCCUCUGCGCACCAAACUUGCUGAGCUCUCCUCAACCAACUGUCAAACCCCAGUUUGUGAUGGCAUGAUACUCUUCCGGUCUGGUGAGAAAAGCAUUGAGCUUCUCACUUUUGCUGCUCCUGGUUGCUCCGACCCUUGUGCCCUGCAUUCAUGAUAUAAACCACCCACUACACAUAGCUAUCAAAUACACGGCCAUUCCUCCUCCCUUCAAAAAGUGUACCUGUGAACUCUUCUGCUCUUCUUGCGACAGUAACAAUCGCCCUUCUCUUCUACAACAACUCUGAACUCUACCUCGACGCUUGCGCACCUGCGAUAUUGGCCCAGACAGAUAUUGCUUUGGCUCCCUCGUGCUGCGCCGCCAACGCCAUUCAUACAGUCCAUCAUGGACAAAUUGAACGAAGCUUCAGCCGACUCGGUUAUGGCGAAACCCGCCAGCGCUGGGAUCCCCAACGACGGCACCGGUGUCAUCCAGCUUGAUCCUUACCUCGAGCCUUACAAGGCCUCCCUCCGAUCACGCUUCUCCAAGGCCCAAAAUUGGAUCAAAACGAUCAACAAGACCGAAGGUGGCCUUGCGAACUUCGCCAAGGGAUACGAGAAGUAUGGGUUCCUCGUUGCACCUGAUCACACUAUCACCUACCGAGAAUGGGCACCUUUUGCGCUGCGCGCAUUCUUGAUCGGAGACUUCAAUGGCUGGAAUCGAGACAGCCACGAGAUGAAGAGAGAUCCCUUCGGUGUGUGGGAGAUUACUUUGCAUCCGGUGAAUGGCGCUCCGGCCAUCGAACAUGACAGCAAGAUCAAGAUCAGCUUAGUGGUGCCUAACGACUAUGCGAGACAAGAGAGGAUACCGGCAUGGAUUAAAAGAGUCACACAGGAUCUCUCGGUCUCGCCGGUCUAUGAUGCCCGCUUCUGGAACCCGCCCAAAAAAUACCAGUUCAAGAACCCACGACCACCGAAGCCUCUGAGCGCACGAAUCUACGAAGCUCACGUAGGCAUUUCCAGUCCCGAGCCCAAGGUAGCCACGUACAAAGAAUUCACCCAGAACACGCUGCCAAGAAUCCGGGAUUUGGGAUAUAAUACCAUUCAGCUGAUGGCGAUUAUGGAACAUGCCUACUAUGCUUCGUUCGGCUACCAGAUCAAUUCUUUCUUUGCGGCUUCUUCGCGAUAUGGCCUGCCCGAUGACCUCAAAGAGCUCAUUGAUACAGCACACGGAAUGGGAAUCACGGUUCUGUUGGACGUUGUUCACUCGCACGCUAGCAAGAACGUCUUGGAUGGACUGAACAUGUUUGACAACAGCGAUCACUUGUACUUUCACGAGGGUGCGCGCGGCCGACACGAAUUGUGGGAUAGCCGGCUAUUCAACUAUGGACACCACGAAGUUCUCCGAUUCCUGUUGUCUAACCUCCGCUUCUGGAUGGACGAGUACCAAUUUGACGGCUUCCGAUUCGACGGUGUCACCAGCAUGCUCUACACCCACCACGGCAUUGGGACUGGAUUCAGCGGAGGUUACCACGAGUACUUUGGACCCAAUGUUGAUGAGGACGGUGUGGUCUACCUCAUGCUGGCCAACGAAAUGCUUCACGAGCUUUAUCCCGAUUGUAUUACGAUCGCCGAGGAUGUCAGCGGAAUGCCAGCACUAUGCAUCAAGCUGAGCCUGGGAGGAAUAGGAUUCGACUACAGGCUGGCAAUGGCUGUGCCUGAUCUGUACAUCAAAUGGCUCAAGGAGAAACAAGACAUCGACUGGGACAUGGGAAACCUCUGUUUCACCUUGACAAACCGCCGUCAUGGCGAGAAGACCAUUGCAUAUGCGGAAUCUCACGAUCAAGCACUCGUCGGUGACAAGACACUGCUCUUCUGGUUGUGCGAUGCAGAAAUGUACACAAACAUGUCGAACCUGAGCGAGUUCACUCCAGUCAUUGAGCGCGGUAUGGCUUUGCACAAGAUGAUCCGCUUGAUUACCCACAGUCUUGGAGGUGAGGCAUACCUCAACUUUGAAGGAAAUGAGUUCGGACAUCCGGAAUGGCUGGACUUCCCGCGUGAGGGCAAUGGCAACAGUUUCCACUACGCCCGACGCCAGUUUAACUUGGUCGAGGAUGAACUCCUCCGUUACCGCUUCCUCAAUGACUUUGACCGCAACAUGCAGUGGACCGAGCAGAAAUAUGGCUGGUUGCACUCACCGCAGGGCUACAUCAGCCUGAAGCACGAAGGCGACAAAGUCAUUGUCUACGAGCGCGCUGGUCUGCUUUUCAUUUUCAACUUCCACCCCAGCGAGUCAUUCACCGACUAUCGCGUCGGUGUGGAGGCAGCAGGCACCUACCGUGUGGUCAUCAACUCUGAUGAAAAGGCCUUCGGAGGAUUGGCACGGAUUCAGAAUGAGACGCGGUUCUUCACAACCGACAUGGAAUGGAAUGGACGCAAGAACUACUUGCAGGUCUACCUACCCACCCGGACGGCAAUGGUCCUGGCGCUGGAGGAGACACUGGACCCGAGCUGGAAAUCCAAUGUUUCUCUGGGCUAUUGAGCAGUUUAGCGCGCAGAGGGCGCGGUCAGCUCUGACUGUGAUGAUGCACGGUCCUGUGUAUGCGACAAGUUUAUAUUAUGACUGAUGAACAUCGUUGUGAAUUACGAACUUUCAAACCCU
This is a messenger RNA of Dissoconium aciculare CBS 342.82, 2639 nucleotides long. Its product is annotated as glycoside hydrolase family 13 protein. The transcript is spliced from 4 exons. The record is from RefSeq and is a predicted model, not a curated record. Gene Ontology annotation, biological process: glycogen biosynthetic process. The coding region runs from base 384 to 2519 and encodes 711 amino acids. Gene Ontology annotation, cellular component: cytoplasm. Gene Ontology annotation, molecular function: cation binding; 1,4-alpha-glucan branching enzyme activity; hydrolase activity, hydrolyzing O-glycosyl compounds. Lineage: Eukaryota; Fungi; Ascomycota; Dothideomycetes; Mycosphaerellales; Dissoconiaceae.